AUGGUGCGCGAAACCAAGGAAGUACUCAAGCGCAUGGUUGGAGGCAGUAUCGACACACGUCUGGUUAGGUUUUUAAUGACCCAGCAUAUCCUGCCUCAUGCUACAACAGGCAAAAGCCCAGCCGAAUUGCUAAUGGGCAGGAAACUUUCAACUCUGUUAGAGCGUCUGCAUCCUGACCUGCAGUCCAGUGUGCAGCAGAAACAAGAGCAGGUGAUGCAGCGCCUUAACCAGGCAGUGCGACUGUUUGAAGUGGGGGAUCGAGUGUUUGUGCGCAACUAUCUCUAUGGGCCCAAGUGGUUGCCAGGCAUUGUGGAUUCUGUCACUGGACCAGUGUCGUACUUGGUCGUCACAAAGGAUGGACGUCGGUGGAGACGGCAUGUUGAUCAACUCAGAAGUCGUUCUUCCAGCUACGCAUUGGACAGUUCCACUUCUGGAAUGUGCGAAGAGGAGGAACCGUUGGUUGCUUCCCCGGCAGAGUGUUUCGAAAUUGGCAUUCCUUCAAGCCCAGAGGACCCUGGAAGACGGGACCAAAGAGAAAUACGAGAGGAGGCUGCAACACCCAGUACCGAACCUGGUUCCUGUGGUGAGGACAGUGAAGUGAGCGCAUCCCUUCCACCGAUCAAGAUGUCAUACAAGAACACCAGCACACCAUCAAUACCAUGCAACAGUUCUUCCAUAGCCACUGAAAAAUAG
Messenger RNA from Dermacentor albipictus, 693 nucleotides. The record is from RefSeq and is a predicted model, not a curated record. NCBI's taxonomy places the organism in Eukaryota, Metazoa, Arthropoda, Arachnida, Ixodida, Ixodidae.